Malaclemys terrapin pileata is the source of this 5073-nucleotide messenger RNA. It is a transcript of the gene ZBTB7A, whose product is annotated as zinc finger and BTB domain containing 7A. Lineage: Eukaryota; Metazoa; Chordata; Testudines; Emydidae. The coding region runs from base 561 to 2192 and encodes 543 amino acids. Gene Ontology annotation, molecular function: RNA polymerase II cis-regulatory region sequence-specific DNA binding; protein binding; DNA-binding transcription factor activity, RNA polymerase II-specific. The transcript has 3 exons. The record is from RefSeq and is a predicted model, not a curated record. Gene Ontology annotation, biological process: regulation of transcription by RNA polymerase II.
CCUUGGCGGCCACAGCAGACGUGGGGAGGCAGCUCCCAGUGGCACCAGGCUGCAACUUGCAGCUGGAUAAUCCCCCCCCCCCCUUGGCGUGUUAAAGGGGGGAGCCCUGGGGGGGGGCACACGACAACACCCCAUCAGACUGGCUGUGCACAGAUUCAUCCAGGAAAUGGCACCGAGAGGAGAGGAGAAAUCGCUCUGCCAGCCCCCUUGGAGCUGUGGAAGUCUCUAAGCUGGCAAGUUGCUGCAGAGGCUGGAAUGUGGAGACCGAGCCAGUAUCGUAAAGGCUUCAGCAUCACUAGCUCGGGCUAGUAGGACCGAGGGGCUCCUCUACCCCGGCCCGGGUUCAGGGCCUUCCUCCUCCUCUGAAACCACAGCUAAUCCUUCAGUUGGGGAUCAGAGAGCUAGAAAUCAAGGCCAUGCUUUGGGCCCCGAGCCAGUCUAAAAAGCUCUCCCAUAGAGGCCAGGGAAUAUAGCUGAAGGUCAUUGCACGCUGCCCAUCGUGAACCACCGGCUCUUGUGGGGCUGAUCCGUUAGAUAACAAGUGGCCCUUGGUGUUGAAAAUGGCUGGUGGCGUGGACGGCCCCAUCGGGAUCCCGUUCCCCGAUCACAGCAGCGACAUCCUGAGUAGCCUGAAUGAACAGAGGAACAACGGGCUGCUGUGUGACGUGGUCAUCUUGGUGGACGGUCAGGAGUUCCCCACCCACCGCUCAGUCCUGGCGGCCUGCAGCCAAUACUUCAAGAAGCUCUUCACCUCAGGGUUAGUGGUGGACCAGCAAAACGUAUACGAGAUAGACUUUGUGAGCGUGGACGCCCUGUCGGCCCUGCUCGAUUUCGCUUACACCGCAACCCUGACCGUCAGCACUUCGAACGUCAACGAGAUCCUCAACGCCGCCAAACUGCUGGAGAUCCAGGCGGUAACGGAGGUUUGCACGGAUCUCCUCGACAGGAAGAUUCUGGCCAAAAAUGACCAGAUGGAUUUAGUAGAUCAAAUUGAUCAAAGGAACCAUCUCAGAGCAAAAGAGUACCUGGAGUUCUUCCAGAGCAACCCCAUCAACGGCCACCAAGGCAACUUUCCAUGGACCAACGAAGACUUGAGAGACCUUCAGAGACUGAACUUCCAAGGGCAAGAGGACGAGGAGGAGCCGGAUUGCAACGGCAUGGACUUCUACUCACAAGCCCCCCCAAACGAAAGACCAAAGGUGAACGACGGUGACCCUGACAGCAACCAUGCCAUGUGGCUGAAAAGAGAGGAAGAGGAGGCCCCGGGAGCCUUAUUCCCACCUUCCCAGAAUGGACAUUACAGUGGACACGGCCUGACGGCACAAGGAGAAGAGGAGGCAGCUCUGGACCAGCAGGAAGCCAGCAACUCUCCCAGCUUCGUUCCUGGGGGAGCGGAGGCGGAGGAGGCUGAGACUCGAGAGGUGGACGGUCUGGCCGCCAGUGCCCUGCUGCAGCAGAUGAUCAGUUCCGUGGGACGGCAGCAGCUGGGUGAGGACGACCAGAAGGACGACGACGGGGUGAUGGAUUAUUACUUGAAAUACUUCAGCAGCUCUCACGAGAGCGACGUGUAUCCGUCCUGGUCCCAGAAGGCGGAGAAGAAGAUCAGGGCGAAAGCAUUCCAGAAGUGCCCCAUCUGUGACAAGGUGAUCCAGGGGGCUGGCAAACUGCCCCGCCACAUCCGCACCCACACGGGCGAGAAACCCUACGAGUGCAACAUCUGCAAAGUCCGAUUCACCAGGCAGGACAAGCUGAAAGUUCACAUGAGGAAGCACACAGGUGAAAAGCCGUACCUGUGCCAGCAAUGCGGGGCUGCUUUUGCUCACAACUACGACUUGAAGAACCACAUGCGUGUGCACACUGGCUUGCGGCCUUACCAGUGCGACAGCUGUUUCAAGACUUUCGUCCGAUCCGACCACUUGCACAGGCACCUUAAAAAAGAUGGGUGCAACGGCAUCCCAUCCAGAAGGGGGCGCAAGCCCCGGGUCAGAGAUGUGAGCGGCCUGCCCGCCCCCGCAGGGAACCCCGAAGACGGAAGCUUCGAAGCUGGUGGCGAGAGACAAGAAUCACAGGAGGACACCGAGCAGAAAAACGGCCAGGAGCAGCACUUUGAAGAUAGUUCUAACAAUGAAGCACCAGGAAGAUUGAAUGUAGCGGAGGGGUCGUCAGAGGGUAAAACACAAGGACUCUCCUAAACCAAAAAAAAAAAGAAAAAAAAAGUGUCACAAAAUCUAGUUAGUACUUUCCUCCGAUUUCUCUUUAAAAUAUUUCUCUCCCUUUUUAAAAGAUAUAUAUAUAUAUGUUUCCAAUCUUCCCACCAUAACCAGUCCCAUGGGGACACCUCGAAUAGCUAAGGACCUUUCGUUGGAAGGCCGAUGCUUAGGAAGUGUGAGAUCGGGAGGGUUGAAAGGUUGGUCUAGAACAUGGAAAGAAGCGUCCAUGCAAAUCCAAAGCUUUAUUUUGUGUCCAGACACACUUUAAAAAACGGCAGAGAUGCAUCUAUUUAAAAAAAAAACCAGAACAAUUCCAAGAGGUGAAUAGGUUCUUCCUGGACAGUCACUACAUUCCGUGCCUCCGUCUGACUGGAUGGGAAAGAAUUGAGUGCAGCUUUCUCUCCAUUGGAAAGUGAGAGCUCCUGAGGCCUGAGAUGGUCUUUUGUUGAUCGGGGAUUUGAUUCUGCCGUAGGGAGUUCAGAUCCUUUCUGGCCUGAUGCUGAGCAAAGUUGGCUGAACUCACCUGGUGCACAAUUUUUAUAAUGAUAAUUGGGGGGGGGGGAAACUGAUGAUAUUUUACAUAUUCAUUUUUUAAGAAUGAUUGCUCCCGCCACGUAGGUGGGCGAACAGAAUUUUGCAAGGCUGCUCCGAGCUGCCUAGAUGCCAGGUGAAACUGCGACUCUCCCCAGGAGGUUUAGAUUGGCGCUUCAUUCCCGACUGGGAGGCAGUUUAAUCCCGGCUCUGCCACAGAAUUGCUGGGUGACUUUGGGCCAAGUCGUUUUCCCUCUCCGGGGCGCAGCUCCCUCAGCUGGAAAAUGAGGCAAAUGCUGUUUUGUGUGAGGUUUGGGAAGUGCUUUGAGAUCUAGGGCGUGCACGUUGCGAUAAAGGUGCGAACUCCUUCUCGGCAGAUGAACUGGCCGGUUAGGGGUUACUACAUGAGGGUCUCUUGGACAAAAACGGCAGCCCUCUCUGCUCUGUGCAAAGAUCUUUGGGGCCCUUUGCCUGAGGAUGUUUGCAGAGCCCUUGGCCAACGUUCCCCCUCACCCACCCAUUGGGCAGCACAUGUUUAUGCCUCACUCUUGUCCUCCACCCCAGAGGUGGCUGCAUUUCCAUGAGUGCGGUUUGUAAUGUGUUGUAGCAUUAAAGGCCCUGUUUUAGUAAGAUAGCCUUGUGGCUACCAAACUUCUCUCUCCCCAGCACACUGCAAACCCUGCAUCAGGCCAGAACCUGAGCAAUCGAGUCAAAUUCCAGGCAACCUCAGAUGGAAUGGGCUAGUUCUGUACUUUGAUGACUUACUGCCUGGUCCCGUGCUUGGCAAAUUGUGCCCCAAUAGGAGAGGAGCAGAAGGUAGGUUUUUGCUAGAUCGGAUUGUUGCCUCCUGAAUCCGAACCUUGCCUUUCAAGACGCAGCAAUUAUUCAAUUCUCUCUGUUGAGUCAGACUCUGAUACUCCCCUUCCCCAGAGCUGAAGCUGGAGCCCCCUCUGAGAUAUGGCAGGAUUCUUCUUUAUCUUUGGGCCUGCUGGGAGUUAAUGAUCAGCAACUGACAAGAUGGGGCGGUCAGUCUUUUGCCACCCUGACAUGGAAUGGACAGCGGCCAUGUGACCAAGCUCUUAGCACUUGUUACAGCAGCUUUCACCCCAAGAUCUCAAAGCACUUCAUUAGAUGGUUCUAUUAAGUAAAAGAAUCUCUCAGAGCAGGGUAACCCCCAAGAUUUUAGGAAUCAAAUGAGAGCACCCUAAAAGCAGUUAAAACUUGAGUUUUUGGGGGAUUUUUUUUUUAAAGGGUUAUUUAAGGUCUCCCUGAAAGGCUUUGGUGUUGGGGUUUGGAAUUUAUCUCCUCUGGGGACCUCAGGCUGGGUCAUUAAAUGCACAGGCUUCUGGGAGGGGUAGUUCUCCAUCAGACGGGCACCAAUGUAUUUACUGUCCUGCGGAGGCAAAGCGGAAUGUAUUUAUUUGAAUAGCGGGCACUGAAAGACUGGCUCGGGGGAUGUGUACAGAGCUAACGUGGUGGGGUGGAGGAGACGGGCACCGGGGCUGACCGCACCUCAAGCCCCGUUGUCCUUUCCUUGCUGCGGUUACUAGGAGAGCGCCCGAAGCUUCACCCAGCGCCCGGUUUCAGUCCCAAAAAGAUGCGGGCGUGACCUGUGUGUGAGAUGAUCAGAAUCGCAGGCCACUGACUCCUUGACACGAAGGGGUUCAGGGCCUAAUGCUCGGUUACACCAAGGCCUUUACAACCGCACAAAAAGACCUUGAAAGUGGCUUGUAAAUUACUCCCACUGUAAUGGGGUCUUCGGUCUGGUCCACACACAGGGUUUUGUACCAGUAUAACUGUUUCAGGUAGGGGUGUGACUUUUGACUGAAGUAGUUAUACCAGUACAAUGCCUACUGUGGAUACAAUGAUACCAGUAUAAAGAUAUGAGAAGGGAAAUAAGCAACACGGGUAUAAGCCUCUUUCUACCAGUAAACUGCAUUCACAUGAGAGGGUUUGUACCCCUUUAACUCUUCCGGGACAGGUAAAGGGGUCCAGUGCCCUCAUGUGGACACUGAGGGUUGUUGGUGGUUGCUAGCCAGUCCCAGCCCUGUGAUCUGAAACAUCUGACAUGGGUCAGUCUCAAUCAAUCCCUAUUCCCCAGCUAUAUAGAGAGUCAAGUAUACAGAUAUAAAGUAAAUAUUGGUGUGAAUUACCCAGCUCCUCAGCUUAGCAGAGUCUAGAAAGGGCACCUUUCAGCCAUUCUCCUGUUUUUUAAAUGCACAGUUCAAAAUGAAAAGAGAUUCUAGUCCUUUUAUUUUGAAAGCACUUUUUAGAUUUUAUUUUAAUUUUAAAGUGAGAGCAGGUUUGGCCGAAUGUAAACUGGAGAGGGAGU